Molecule: messenger RNA, 1431 nt
Organism: Planococcus citri (citrus mealybug)
Lineage: Eukaryota; Metazoa; Arthropoda; Insecta; Hemiptera; Pseudococcidae
Product: lipase member H-like
Exons: 7
Coding region: 94-1071 (325 amino acids)
Biological process (GO): lipid catabolic process
Molecular function (GO): lipase activity
Source: RefSeq, a predicted model, not a curated record
GACGUCGGGCAGCGAUGUGAAAAAAUAUUAUACAGUACGAAUCAUAUUGCACAACCGUUUGUUUGUUUAAUUCGGCAAAAUAUUCGGUGAAAAAUGAACCUAUUAUGUUUUCUUGUGGUUACUUUGAGUUUAUGCCAUUUUAGUAAAACGCAAGAUGAUAAAUUAGAAGCAAACGCAACCCAGGCAACAAUAGAACCAGAUCAAAUAAGAGUUUUUUUGUACACCAGACUGAAUACAACAAAUCCUGAUCUCGAUAUACCGAUAAAUGAUACGGAGCCUUUGACAAACAGCCUUUACAAUGCAUCGAACUCUUUGGUCGUCAUCAUACACGGUUUCAAAGGAUCGGCCAACGAAUCGUCGUUCCUAAAUAUCAAAGACGCUUACUUAGGCCGAGGAGGAUGGAACGUAAUGCUAUUGGACUGGUCUCCUUUAUCCAAAGUGGAUAAAUAUCUAACAGCGGUCCAAAACGCCGACCACGUGGCCCAAUGGUUCGCUGAAUUUUUCAACGAGAUGAUUUCUAAGAAUUUAACAGACUCGGCCACAACGCAUCUAGUCGGAUUCAGCAUAGGAUCUCAUAUCGCCGGACUAAUAGGAAAACGUGUUAAUGGAACUCUGGCUAAAAUAUUCGCUUUGGAUCCGGCGUAUCCGUUGUAUUAUCGUAGAAAUUCGAAUGACAGAUUAGACGUGAACGAUGCUGAAUUCGUACAGGUUAUUCAUACGAGCGGAAAUUUCAUAUCGUUUGAAGAUAGCGUAGGUCACGUUGACUUUUACCCGAAUAGCGGUAAACUGCCACAACCGUUGUGUUUGCAUUCUAACAGAGGUACAGCGGGAAUGGAAUUUAUAUCUGUGAUGCUGUGUAGCCAUAAAAUAUCGGUUCAUUAUUUCGCCGAAUCUGUGAUGUACGAGAAUUACUUCAUGGCCAAGCAGUGCCCCUCGUGGAGUGAUUUUUCCAACAAAACUUGCAACAGCGAAGAAAUUCCUAUGGGUUAUGCGACACCUAUAAGUGCCAGAGGUAAUUACUACCUGAAUAUAGUAAGAUUACAUAAUUAUCAAGAUAACGAGAUCAGAUGAUGACAAGAUGUUGGAUUCCGAGCUGGGGUAUCUUGCUAUCAAUAAAACCACAAGAUCGAGAAUUCACGAUGCAGUAUUAUACGUACGCGUAUUUUUGUUGAAAAUCAAAACGCGUGAACUAAAAAUAAGGAAGAAAUUUUCUCCAACGUCUAGUCCAUUUGGCAAGCAUCGUUUGAAAAAUGAGCUCGCUCAAUAAAAGGCCGACUUUUAUACUAAGCUUUAUUUUAAAACAAGAUAAUUACUUCGCAAGAGCUUUAAAAAUACUUAAAAUAACUGAUUAGAGUCUAUUUUAGCUUCGAGAGUGUAAUUUCAUUUCAUCAACAAGCGAGAAGUUCAUCUUAAUAAAUCCAAUAAAAGUGA